AAGUUAAUUAUCUCUGGAGAGUGGAGUGGGAUUAGCACCUUUUGUAGCCAUGAAAGUGAUGUUCUCAGCACUACUCCUUUUGCCAUCUGAAAAAGCCUGAACUUCCCCUAGAAGGGUCUCUUUUGCCCAAUUUGACUUCAAAUAUGUUUUCUCGGGGCGAGAGUUUCCCCUCUACCGAUCAGUCUCUGUUGGGAGGAACCAUAAUAUAAUCCCCCACGAAAAAGCUGAACUGUCUAUUUUCUGUGCAGAAUUCUCCCAAACUCUACUGCCAAUUUUCACCCACAACUUGGAUCGCUUCCCGAUGGCAAAGGCACCCACUACUAGUCAGGUCACUUUCCCUUUUCCCCUCUUCUCUCCUUAAUUCUCCUUUCCCCUCUGCCCCCAACUUUCUUCUUCACCCUUUUAAGUCAUUCAUUCACUCACUCAUUCAUUCAUUCCACCCACACUGUCCAUGACGCAAUUCACACCCUUCCACCAAAUCACACCCCUCCCCAACCCUACCAUGAACAAAAACCAAAUCCCUAGGACUAGGCCCUGGCCUGCAGGCUUUCCUACCUCCAAGGCUUUAACCAACUUCGCCGACGCUAACUGCAUGGAACAGUUACUUCUUCACUGUGCCAACGCUAUUCAAACCAACGACGUAACCCUCGCACAGCAAAUCCUUUGGGUCCUCAACAACAUAGCAUCCCCCGACGGCGACUCCAAUCAACGCCUUGCCUCCAGCUUCCUCCGUGCCCUCACUGCACGUGCAGCCCAAACCGGCACCUGCAAGAUGCUCGUCGCCGUAGCCGAUCACGCCCGCACCAACAUCUCCAUAGACACCCACAAGUUCUCCGUCAUCGAGCUCGCCAACUUCGUCGACCUAACUCCCUGGCACCGCUUCGGGUUCACCGCUGCCAACGCCGCCAUCCUAGAAGCCACUGAGGGUUUCUCCGUCAUCCACAUCGUCGAUCUCAGCCUCACGCAUUGCAUGCAGAUUCCGACGCUCAUCGACGCCAUCGCUAGCCGCCACGAGGUCCCUCCUCUCAUCAAACUCACUGUCGCCGAUGCCACCUUCAGAGACAUCCCUCCUAUGCUCGACCUCUCAUACGACGAACUCGGCGCCAAGUUGGUCAAUUUCGCAAGGUCCAGGAACGUCGUCAUGGAGUUCAGAGUGGUUUCUUCCACUUACCAAGAUGGCUUUGCGGAUUUGAUAGAACAGUUAAGAGUGCAACAACAGCAUUUUGUUUAUGCAGUAGAACCUCGUCCCUGUGAGGCUUUGGUUAUCAACUGUCACAUGAUGCUUCACUACAUCCCCGACGAAACCCUACACGCGAUGCCUGAAACUGACUUAACCUCUUUGCUCUACGAUUCUUCUUCGGCUGCUGGUUCUUCUUCUGCCAUUAGUGUUACUUCCACUUCCUCGCUGCGAUCGUUGUUCCUUAAGUCCCUGCGGGGUUUAGAUCCAACGGUUGUAAUAUUGGUGGAUGAAGAUGCAGAUUUGACAUCGAAUAACUUGGUUUGCAGGCUAAGAUCUGCGUUUAACUAUCUGUGGAUACCAUACGACACUGUGGACACGUUCCUUCCACGAGGGAGCAAGCAAAGGCAGUGGUACGAAGCAGACAUUUGCUGGAAGAUUGAGAACGUGAUAGCGCAGGAAGGGGUUCAGAGGGUGGAGAGGGUUGAGCCUAAAAACAGGUGGGAGCAGCGAAUGAAGAACGCGAACUUCCAAGGAGUGGCUUUUAGUGAGGACUCUGUUGGGGAGGUGAAGGGCAUGCUUGAUGAGCAUGCUGCGGGAUGGGGAUUGAAGAGGGAAGAUGAACACAUUGUCCUCACUUGGAAAGGACACAACGUGGUCUUUGCCUCUGCUUGGUUACCUGUUUGAACAUCAGUUUUUGCCGCUUUGUACUCUAUCAAUAACAGACAUUCAUUAUUUCCCUACUUUAUCUUAGUAACUUCCUUAAAUAGUUACGUUGUACUUUUUUAAGAGUAAAUAACUAGAUCAGAAGUUAUUUGUAGGUCUUUCUGGUGCUUUUAGAUACUAUCAACGCAGCUCUUUCAUAUUUUUACCUUUCAACUUUUA
This is a messenger RNA of Vigna umbellata (rice bean), 2062 nucleotides long. RefSeq names its product scarecrow-like protein 32. The record is from RefSeq and is a predicted model, not a curated record. NCBI's taxonomy places the organism in Eukaryota, Viridiplantae, Streptophyta, Magnoliopsida, Fabales, Fabaceae.